Molecule: messenger RNA, 2088 nt
Organism: Sphaeramia orbicularis (orbiculate cardinalfish)
Lineage: Eukaryota; Metazoa; Chordata; Actinopteri; Kurtiformes; Apogonidae
Product: stress-induced-phosphoprotein 1
Exons: 16
Coding region: 132-1673 (513 amino acids)
Molecular function (GO): protein binding; RNA binding; metal ion binding
Source: RefSeq, a predicted model, not a curated record
GGAAGUGGACUAAACCACCAAAGAUUCCCGCAGAUUCGAUACCGAUUGUCCCAAUGUGACUAACGUAUUCACGCCGGGCCUAAAACGUUUGGUAAAAUAUUUUUGGGAGAUAUUUGACCUGAUAAUGCUGGAUGGUUGCUCUCAUGAAAUUCACCAGGGACAUAUGCAGGCUUUUGGGACUCGGGAGCGCAGGCCCCCCUGUCCAGGAGCAGGAGGAGGAGGAACACAUGGACUGUGGCAUCGCAACCCCUGACCCAAAUGAUGAUACCACUUUGUCACAGGAUGGACUAAAUGGAGAGGAGGACCUGAGUGAGGAGGAGAAAGUGAGACGAAAGGCAGAACGACGUAGAGCUAAGAGGAAGCGUCGUCGAAAACGGAAGAAGCAGGAGCAGGUUAAACAAAAUGAAAGUGCUGAACAGGAUGAUGAGGACGAGGAUGGGGGCGCAGAGUCUGAGUUGGACGAGAGCGAGUCGGAGGCAGAAGAGGUGAAAGAUGUACAAAAAGACGAGAAAAAGGAGGCAAAGUCAACCGCAUCAAACAAGUAUACAACCACUGCAGUCACUGCUUCUUCAGGCAUCAAAGGACAACAGAAGACACAAACCAGAUCUGCUGAAGAGGAACCAGAGUGGGAUGUGAGCAGUGCCUUUUUCGCCAAUGCUGCUAGCCAUAUUAAACCCAAAGGAUCCAGUCGCAAAUCUAAAGAAAACAAGGAGAACGAGGCCAGGAGAGAGACAAAUGGAACUGACACCAUAACAAAGAAAAGCGCGUCUCUAACAGAAAAAGGGAUAAAGCUGGUGCAGGAGGGGCAGUACGCACAAGCAGUCAGUAUGUUUACAGAAGCCAUCAAAUGUGAUCCAAAGGAUUAUAGGUUCUUUGGGAAUCGCUCUUAUUGCUACAUCUGCUUAGAGCAGUACCCUCAAGCCUUGGCAGACGCUGAGCGCUCCAUUCAGCUGGCACCAGACUGGCCCAAAGGACACUUCCGCAAAGGCAGUGCUCUCAUGGGCAUGAAGAGGUACAGUGAGGCAGAAAAGGCCAUGGAGCAGGUGCUUAAACUGGACAAAGACUGUGAGGAGGCAGUAACUGACCUCUUUAACUGCAAAGUGCUGCAGUUAAUGGACCUAGGUUUUGAAGAAAUGCAAAGUGUCCUUCUGCUGGAGAAAUUUUCAACUGUGCAGGCGGUUAUAGCAUCUUGUUCGGAUGCUGUCAAAGCUGCCAGCCAAGAUCCACAACCAGGAAGCCCUUGCCCAUCUCUCUGGGUUGGAAAUGUGACAACAGAGUUAACUGAGAAACACCUAUGGGACCUUUUUAAAAUGUGUGGUGAAAUAGAGAGUAUCCGUGUGCUGCAUGAGAGAUUCUGUGCCUUUGUAAACUUCAAAAAUGCAACCAUGGCUGCUCGAGCCAUGGAGAAACUAAAUGGUUAUUGUAUUGAGAAUACACGUUUAGUGGUGCGCUAUCCUGACCGUCGCACUCAGAGGGUUCUUCCCAUUCCACUUAAGACCUGUAUUCCUGUCACACAGCAGGCAGGGGCAGCUGCUGGACCUAGACGGCGUGGCCCAGUGAACGGAGACGAGUGUUACUUCUGGAGAACUACCGGCUGCCAUUUUGGGGACAAAUGUCGCUAUAAACACAUUCCUGAUCAGAAAGGCAAGGACAGGAAACCCUGGCAGCCUUGAACUCAGUUUAUCCUCUGACUCAGUAGUGUGCAGGAUGUCAGACUAGGCUAAAUGAACCGGUACAAACUGGAUCUGGUUCUCUGGGCUAAAAUAUUCCCCCUGGCAGAGUGGACCAUGAUAAAAUUAGAGAAAUAUGUGCCUCAAAGGACUGACAACAUCGUUGUUAUUUCAACCGAAGUUUUUUACUCACAUGUAUGACAUUAACUAGAAAGAACAACACAUUUUGGUGCAGGUUGGAAUAAAAACUGUUCUCAGCAGUUUGUGGCACAUAAAAAAAACCUGUCCUCUCUCUAAGCGAUACAACCUCACAGGCCUACAGCUGCAAUUUAUCUAUUGGAUUUCCCCCAAAACAAGGAAGUGGAAUAGCCUUGGACCACUUCUGGAAAAAAAAAAAAAAAAACCUCGUGGAUCUGUA